Molecule: messenger RNA, 3163 nt
Organism: Formica exsecta
Lineage: Eukaryota; Metazoa; Arthropoda; Insecta; Hymenoptera; Formicidae
Exons: 1
Coding region: 2188-2775 (195 amino acids)
Source: RefSeq, a predicted model, not a curated record
CUGAGUAAGCAGCUGACGAGACAGACUGACAAGCGGAGCACGAGACAUGCUCCGGUCAGGGACACCACACUCCUCCCUAAUUAACGACCUAAUUAAUUAAUAUAUAUUAAGCGCGAGAUGCACCGACGCGAGCUCUGUAACAUAGCUCAUUAACAUCGCUCGCUCACUCGCUCGCUCAUAUCAAUAGUAUCGAUAUACCGUACGUAUCGCGCCCGACUAUUAUAACCGCGACUAACAAUAAGUAAAAGUGUACAAGAAUCUGUGAAAUAUAUCAAUUUAUACCUAACCGUCCGGGAGUGUCUUAUUUCGAGCGUGGAUCCUAAUUUUUUGGGCGUAUAAAUCCCUAAAGACCUCUUCCUUAGCGGCUAGAGGCACAACACUACUUAUUGUUAGUUUAAAUUUAGUAUCAAUUAUUAUGAUAUAAACACACUGAUCAUGUAUUAACUCCCACAAAAAUGAAAAAAUGAAAACAAAAUAUAUGUUAACAAUUAUAUUAUAUAAAUAUUAAAUACAUAGAAUAGGAAACUAUAUAUGCAUAUUGUAAAUUGCAAAAAUGUUAAAACACUUCGCAAUAUUCAUUCUUGUAAAUCUAAUCUGCGCUCUAAUUGGGUUCAAUUGUGGCGGACAACACCUUAAUGUUACUUCAAUAUCACUGCUCGAUGUUGGUGAAUGCAACCUCAAUUAUCGAAAACCCAAUACAAGUGAAACCUACGUUCAACUUUUGCAACUUUCUGACUAUAAUCACGCUGAAAUCAUUCAAUGCAAAGUAGAGGUAUCACGGGAAAUCUACCAUUAUGGAAUGCAUUCACACGUCUCAGUCGUUCAUAGAGCUCUGUUAUACGGCACCCUUAAUCGGGUUUAAUAACAUUCGUAGUUGUAAAACUGGCCAAUCACAGCUAUUCUUCUGAAGAAUGGAAUGACUGUGAUUGGCCAGCCUUGGAACUACGGAUGUUAUUAAACCCGAUUAAGGGUGACGUGUAAACGUAGUCAGUAAGGAAGAGUGGAGUUCAUUCACGAAACUGGAUAUACACCAUGUCGAAGAAUGAUUCAAGAUGGAAUUUUUUCAUUGGGAGCUGGCAAUAUCAUCCAUGGUCUGAGAGUUAACGAAACCUCUUUCCAUAAUCUUACCCUGACCAGACGUAUCAACAAUGACGGAAGCUGCAAGGGUACUCAAUAUUCUGACCCUCAUGGUACAUGGGACGAUGUUGUAGUUCAAGCUGUUGUCAAGAUAUCCUUGAAAUCAGCACACGUUCCUGUACAACUAAAUUCCAGGAAGAUAAUGUUGAGAUCCAGAACUGUUUGCGCUCUUAGUGAAAGUUUCUACAUCGAUUUAAACGAUAGCUAUACGUAUUGGAAACAAAUAACAACAUCAUCCUGCAAUUUUCAUCAAUAUGAUGUCCUCUAUGAAUGACCAGCAAUCAAAAUUGUGGAUGAUAUAACCGACCCUGCAUCCCUAAUUCUCUACAGCCUAACAACGGAGGACAUUACCUUUGCUCUUACCAAAACGAAGGAGCAACCCCUGUGCGGAUAUACCUUACUCUGCACAGAACAUCCAAAACUUUUCAUCUUUGAAACUAAAAAGGAAAAUACCUUCGCCAGUCGGGAUAUCAUUUCCGUGGACAAUUUGGACACUUUUGCAUAUAUGAAUUUCAAAUUCGUAUAUGUAGAAAAACAUAUCCGACACCAGAUGACCUUACUACAUCAUAAUGUGAUGCAGCAGAAGUGCGAAUUGGAAAGACAGGUAAUAACCAAUGCCUUGUCUUUCGCUACUCUUCAACCUGACGAAUUCGCAUAUCAACUCAUGAAGGAACCGGGCUAUAUGGCGGUCACAACUGGAGAAGUUACGCAUAUUGUUAAAUGCAUACCAGUGGAGGUCGUAAUAAGAAAACAGAGGAAUGUUACACAGAACUACCAGUAAUUGUACGUAAUAUUUCCUUGUUUCUUACCCCUAAAUCUCGAAUAAUCACUAAAUUCGGGAAUCAAAGGAAAUGUAGCUAGGAACUACCUACAAUAUAUCGCAUAAAAAAUACUUGGGUUCAAUUCACACCUGAACCUCAAGUAAGACAACUACCUCCUCAGCAAUUACGGCCAUUGACAACCCUAUCCUAGGAUUAUUUGACACCAGGACCCCUUGCCAUCAGCGGAAUAUAAUCCAAGAAGGAUAUAAAGAAGCUGAGAAAUCACAUUAUGUUCGCCGCAGAAAAACCUGCACUCCUCAAUACAAUUGCUAGAGGAUUCAUUGGCCAUUUCAUCGAUACAAACGCAAUCUCCAUGUACAACUUGCUAAAUGAAGCUUUUUUUAAUAAAAUAGUAGAGAAUGCCGCUUCCCGAGUAUGGAAUGGAUUCAUCACAUUUGGUUUUGCAACCGCAGGCAUAUUCAGCAUCAUGAUAAUCAUCCGCAUUAUAAAGAUUAUUGUUGAUACAACCAUUCAUGGAUAUGCCUUAUGGAUGGACAUCCAUACUGCUUAUGGAUGGAGUUUACAUUUACUGGGAGCCGUCUGGAGCUCUCUCACUCAUUUGUUACUUCAUCUUGCACGUGGACUAAUUAACAAAAACCCCAACAAUGAAGAUGACGGACCAUCACCAUCCGCACCUGAAGAAUCACCCUUAUCGCCCUCAGAACCACCAACGAUUGAUAAUUCUCUAAACCCAAACGAAAAUGCUGGAUCCAACAUCGAAUCAGCAACCAUAGAUAUUACUCUCAGAAUUCAUAUAUUUAAAAAUCUGACAAACCGAUUGAAAGGUCUCGAACAAAUCACUACGAAAACAUUAUAAUUUGUUCUUAAAUAAGGGGGGAGGUGUGACGUCCCGUCAUUUUCGAAACCAUAUUUUAACUAAUAAUUAAGUACCGUUUCUAUUCUUGUAUUAUACCUAUGGAAUAUAGAACAAUUUUUUAACCAUUUUCUUUUAUUUCAGUUAUUAAUCAAUUUCAUCAAUUGCUUAUUGUUUUAGUUCUAUAUGGUUAUUUAACUUAGAAAUUAACUAUAUUUUAGUUUUUUAAAUAAUAAUAAUCGAUUGCGCAAGGAAUUGAAGAUUCCUUGGACCGACCAAUCAGAAGGCUUUAUUUAGAACUAGGUAGUUGCGCAGUAGUAACUUUCUAGAACUGACGGACGGUUACUUUAAGAACAGGCUUGCGAGCGAACUUUAACAUAAUCAGCGAUAC